Acyrthosiphon pisum (pea aphid) is the source of this 1236-nucleotide messenger RNA. Its product is annotated as protein ALP1-like. The transcript is spliced from 2 exons. Bases 1 to 1236 code for a protein of 411 amino acids. The record is from RefSeq and is a predicted model, not a curated record. NCBI's taxonomy places the organism in Eukaryota, Metazoa, Arthropoda, Insecta, Hemiptera, Aphididae.
AUGGAACCAGAACUGGUAGACGUAGUGUUAUCAGUCUGCGGAGUUUUAGCUCAAGAGUGUGCAAACCAAAUUAUUUCUAAUCUUAAAAAUAAAAGAAAAAUAUGGGUGCGAGAUUGGGUUGCCAGGCGAAAUAUUUUAGGUGGAUCAAAUACGUUAUUAACGGAGCUCCGAGUGGAAGACAGACCAGGUCUCAUGAACUAUAUGAGGAUGAGUGAUGGUCAUUUUAAUAUUUUACUAAAAAAAUUGGAAACCCGUAUUCAAAAACAGGACACAUUUUUUCGAGAAGCAAUAACAGCUAAGACAAAGCUGGAAAUCACAUUAAGAUUUCUCGCUACUGGAGAGUCGUAUUCGUCACUACAGUACUUUUUUCGAGUGCCCAAAUGUACCAUAAGUUUGUUUGUACCUGAUGUUUGUACAGAAAUCUAUAAUGUUUUGGAAAAUUUCAUAAAGUGUCCAUCAAGUGUUGAAGAAUGGAAUGAAAUAGGAAAAAAUUUUGGUUUAAGAUGGAACUGUCCUGAUUGUUAUGGAGCAAUAGACGGAAAGCAUGUAGUAAUAAAAGCACCAGCUAAUAGUGGAUCUGAAUUUUUUAAUUAUAAAGGAUCAUUUAGCAUAGUAUUAUUAGCUGUUGUUGAUCAUGAUUAUUGCUUUCGCUACUUAGAUGUUGGUGCAAAUGGAAGAUGUUCCGAUGGAGGAAUAUUUCGAAACUCUUCAUUAAAGUUAGCUAUUGAAAAUGAUUUUUUAAAUUUACCAGAAAAUGGUUAUUUUGUUGCCGAUGAUGCCUUCCCGUUAACGAAAUAUAUGAUGAAACCAUAUUCCAGGAGAAAAUUGUCAAAAGAACAUUACAUAUUUAACUAUAGACUAUCAAGAGCGCGUCGUAUAGUCGAAAAUGCUUUUGGGAUAUUGGCACAUAGAUUUCAAAUUUAUUUGAAACCAAUACAACUUCAACCAAGUAAAGUCGAAGAAAUUGUUAAAGCAACAUGUGCUCUACAUAAUUGGUUGCGCAUCACAUCGGGGUCAACAUAUAUGCCUCCGGGAUCAUAUGAUGAAGAAUUGGCGGGAAGUACAACAGUUCGAAUGGGUUCUUGGCAUUCUCAAAUACAACCUACAGGUUUAGUUGAAGCUCCACCAUUAAGAUUUGGGCAAAAUUAUCCGAGAAGUGCGAUUGAAAAACGAGAGCUUUUAUGUAAAUAUUUCAACGAAGAAGAACCAUGGCAAGAAAAUAUUUUCGAUGUGUAA